This is a messenger RNA of Amoebophrya sp. A25, 2729 nucleotides long. The record is from the annotation of a GenBank genome assembly. NCBI's taxonomy places the organism in Eukaryota, Dinophyceae, Syndiniales, Amoebophryaceae.
GGAAUUUCGAUUUUCCUCGACAACGGCGGCAAGCACGGUGAUGUUCCGCUUAAAUCGUGUCGUAGCCAUUUUCGGUGCAUCUUCGGGAAUUGAGAUGACUCGCCACUCUCUCGUCCAGAGGGCUAAAUCACAACUAGCAAAAGCCAACUGCCGAGAGAGGCUAUCGCCAGUUCUUAAAUAUGUCAUCGGUCGGUCGCUGACGAUGACUAAGCACUCUCUCCAGACGCCUAAGUUAGCAAAAUUACGCUUCCCAACGUCACAAGUGGGCUAUCGGCAAUUUUGAAAAUCGCUAGAUAUGUCAUUGCUUACUCUUUCAACGUUACAAAUAGGCUAUCGCCAAUUUUGAAAAUCGCUAGAUAUGUGUGUCAUCAAUCGGUCGAAAUACAAGGCUCCACUGCUGCCUGAAUCGACCCCUUGUCCAUGCAACAAUACACUUCAACGAACACGACUCGGUCAAGUUCGCAAGUUCGCUUCUGAUUUUUCGAAAAAGAGCAUCGUAUAAUGACCUCUGCUACCUACAAGAACAAGUUAGAAGUACAACUCGAGAAUAGCUCAUCAUGAUAGUUGCGCUCCUUCUGUGUUAUAGAGCAACUACAUUGUAACAAGAAACGUGUCGUUUCUAUGUAUAACUUAUAGAGCAUGAGCAACAAGAAGAAGAAACGUGAGGUCGUAUUCAAGAAGAACAUCUCAAAAAAAGUUGCAAGAAUUACAAAGACAUUCUUGGAAAGUGCAAUUACAAGUUUCAAGAAAAUGCGUGGUGGUUCUCAUGCAAAUCGAGGAGGUAGCUCCUCGACAUUCAUCACCGGAACCGACAUCACGGAAAACGAUGCACUCCUACCAUUCGUACCGCGUGGUGGAGUCAGAUUAGUUAUGAAAGGAACCCGAUGUUCUUGAUUUUGAUAAUCCUACUAGUAAUACUAGUAUCAAUAAUCCUACUCGAGAAGGCAGGUAAAACUGUGGACGGCGGACCCAAUCCUAAUCCUACUAGUAAUAGUAUCAAUUAUUAUAAAAAUCCCCGACAUGAUCUUGAUUUUCCUAAUACGACUAGUAUCAACUCUAAUCCUCGACAUGAUUUUUAAUUAUCCCACCUACUGCGUGUUGAUCUUAUACUUCCACAACAAUCUAUCUCAUAUGUUCUUGUAGCUACUUGGCUUCGUCGUCCACUUUUUUUUUCAUCCAUAUAGAAGGGUAGCGCGAGCGACCCAGAAAUGAUGAACUAACCCUCCCCCCGGGACCCUUUCAUACCCCAACCACGCGGCGGCCCACCUCCUUCUCGCUUAUCGGAGCCACAAUCCUCUUGGCAGUUGUCUGUCGACGUGAACAAUAGACCUAGCUUGGUUCUGGGCAAUACCGCAGAUAGUCUCGAUGAUUAAGGCUAGUUUUUCGCGAGUGCAUGUGGACGAUCAUUCAUUAUGCUGAGUGAAGUGCCCCUCUACUUAGUUUUCAGGGAGGGAAACCAGAGCGAAAAAUGGUGAGGGCAACUCAACACUCAAUCGCGGCGAAUAGUGAAAGACCCUCAACACUCAAUCGCGGCGAAUCAAUAGUGAAAGAUCAUUAGGAUUAACACUCAACCGCGAAUCGCGGCGAAUAGUGAAAGAUCAUUAUGGCGCUAAGAUGAAAUGGAACAGCUGAGGAAAAUGGUAGCCAGAACGCGGAAGAAGCUAGACAACAGAAUGAGCGAGAUGAAGACCUGGAGGAAGGACAUCGAUUCGAUGCGCAAGGAGUUCCGGAAAGUAGGCAGCAUGACAGGCAACGAAGCCUUAAUAGUAGAUAGCGAGGAUGAAGACGAGCAUGGUCGUUAAGGACUACAUUUAGAAGUGUCCAUCUUUCUCGGCAUGAUCAUCUCGGUUGUACCCUUGUAGUUUUCCCUUGUUGUAUUAUUCCUAUGAAACACUUACUCAAGAAGGUUGUACAUGUACUAAAAGGGGUCAAGUAGAUGAGGGGGCCGUCGAGAUGCAUCAAGCUAGCAGACUCUAAGAACACGGAGAUCAUGGCGGUCGUGAAGACAAGAGGCUAAGUAGAGACGCUGACAGGGAUAGGCAAGAAAGGCUAGAGGGAGGAGGUGGAAGUGGGUCAUCAACAUCGUCAUCUUCAAGUAGUGGCCUUUUGCAACUCGGAGGUGGAUCGAAUAAACAUCCACUAGCGCUGACAAAUCAAGAGAGCACGCUGACGUCAACAUCAUCUGCUAGUACUUCCAAACUCCUAGGUGCCGGCGUUGUAGGCAAAAUGAGGCGUGGCUCUGGUCGCUUACCCCCAUUGGGAGAAACUCCUACCUCUACGAGGAGCAGCUCUUCAGCUAAGGAGAUGAAUAAUUAUAGUACCAAUAGUACCAAUCUUCAUGCACCAUCCUCUCAGUUUGCGCUGUUGCAGGCUAGGGCAGAUGCCGCAGGAGCAGGCGGGGCCGCGCCGUCGAGUCGACGCUCGUCGUUUUCCUCCUCACACUCCUCGAAGAGGAACAGCGCUCCAUCUGUGCCAAGGUUUUUGCGGUGAUCAUAGAAAAGGGUUUCGGGUUACGGUGGCAGGUCUUUGAACUGCACGAACUGUGAUGAACUCUUUUUUCUACUUUCGUAAGUUUUUUAUCAACGAUCAGAAGAUAUGAAGUCGAUCUAGUACAUCUACAACGUCCUGCAUACAACAGAUACAUCAGGCUGCUACAAUGACGAUCACGUACUCUUUUUUGUCGAUGCACAGAAAUCGAAAAGCACCUGCUUCAGGCUGAAGAGUGAUAU